Rosa rugosa (rugosa rose) is the source of this 2942-nucleotide messenger RNA. RefSeq lists its product as uncharacterized. Gene Ontology annotation, biological process: proteolysis. Bases 105 to 2942 code for a protein of 945 amino acids. The record is from RefSeq and is a predicted model, not a curated record. The transcript has 8 exons. Gene Ontology annotation, molecular function: cysteine-type peptidase activity. NCBI's taxonomy places the organism in Eukaryota, Viridiplantae, Streptophyta, Magnoliopsida, Rosales, Rosaceae.
AAACGACACAAAGGUUCUAUGUCCAGACAAGAAGUCAAAGGAGUAAGAAAAGACAACAGUCUAACUAUGACAAGGAUGAACAGACAACGAAAAAGAAGAUUAAAAUGGAAAAGUCAAAGACAAAAGAGAAAAAGCCAAAGAAAGGGGGAAGGAAGAAGAAAGAAGAUACAAAAGAAAAUGCAAAGAUCGAGUGCAGGCAACAGAAAUGCACUCUAAGUGCUUUCUGGAGAUUGAUUGACACAUACAGAGACAAAAUCCCAAAAGAGGCUUGGGAUAUUUUGAGUACUACUGUAUUUUGGGGGAUGAUCCGGCCAUUUUUCGAGAAGAAGCUCACUGAAACUCAGCUACACAAACAUGAGGCCGACUUGGAGAUCAUAAUGAAGUACUUUGAUGUUAAAAAAGCCAAGUUUGUGUUUGGGGAGACAGAAAUGGAAAUAACAUUGGAAGACAUAAAUGAAUUGUUUGACUUGCCAACAACUGGUAUUGAAUGGGAUCUAAGCAAGAAGGUGCUCAAGGAGGAACGGAAAGCAUCUUCGAUAUUUGACGUCAAUAUGAGGAAAGAAACAGUAAUCAAACCUGAUCUGGAAAAGGCACUUGGCAAGGAGCUCAACAAGAAGAAGAAGGCUAAUCCCAAGAUAAUUGCGGCACUGAUUAUCAUGUACCUCUUCAACGCAUUCCUCUUCAGCAGGACAUCUACAACCUUAACAUGGGACCUCAUCAACGCUUGUGAAGACCUAGACAACAUAAACAGCUUCAAUUGGGCAAAGAUGGUACUAGAUUUUCUGAUGGAUGGGCUUCAGAGGUAUCGAAAAGAUCAUCCGUCAACUCUUUCUGGCUGCCUCCUUCUCAUAUAUUACUGGUUCUUGGAGAAGACAAAGAUCAGAAACUGGAUUCAAGGAAUGGAGAAUGAAAAACCGCGAUUUGUGAGGUGGUCAAUAAAGGAGCUGUUCAACCUGCAGAAGCUCCACCAGAAUCCAGACUGGCCGAAGGAGUUAAUAAGAGAAGGGCCGUGGUUGGAACAUAACUUCGUCAAGUUAUUGGGUAUGGAAGAGGAGCAGGAAACACCAACUUUCGCCAACUGGGUUCCACAAGCGAGUCAGGAAGAGAAAGAAGAGAACAUUAGGGUUACUGGGAACAUGAGAGUUCUCCUAAAGGAGAUGAAUACAGUGAUUGAAGACGAAGGUGACAAAAAGAAAAUGGAAGAGAAAAUGAAGACUAUCUUACAAGCAAAUGAAAACUUGGCAAACCAUAUUAAGGUGCUUUGGGAAAAGAUUAUGGUUGCUGAUGACAAGAUUUUGUCUAUGGAGAACAAAGUGACUAAAGUGAUGCAAGAAAACAGAGCGCACAAAAACCACAUCAGAGCUCUGAACAAAUUGUUGGCAAAGGCAAAUGCGAAGAAACCAGAUGAGAAAAGUAGUGAUCAGAGAGCUAAUCAACUUCAGAUGGUGCUGGCGUCAACGGAGCAAGAAGAUGGAACGAGGUAUGAAUAUGAUAGAAGCCAAGCUGAAUAUCAGCCUCAAACACCAGUCAAAGAAGAACCAAGGGGAGGUGAUCCAGUUAACGCAGUUCCUCUAUCUUUCAAGAAACCAGAAGAGGAAAUACUAAAUGAGGAGGAGAUACUAAAUGCUGUAGAAGCAGAAAAAAUAGAUAUAAUUGUCUCGACAAUUCUCGAAGCAGCUAAUUCGGCAGAAAUGGCAGAACCAGAGAAGAAAGAAACUGCCACAAAGACAGAAGACAUGAAAGAGAAGGAAAAGGUUGCCAUGCAUUCUAUUGAGAGGAACGUGAAACAAAACAAGAGAAAGGCAUCAACUAAGGACAAGGAUGAGGAUUUUGAGUAUGACACUCCAGAGAUCUUGAAGACUUACGGAAAGAAAAGAAAGACUGCUCCACAAGAACAGCCAAAGCAGAGAAAGAAAGCCGAACAGAAGCUGGCAUCAAACCUGCAGAAAGGGAAACAAGUGCAGCAGCCAAUUCAAAUUAAAGAUGUGAAUUGCGAGAAGUACACUUGGAAAACCUUAAAGCCUGAACUCGCAAGACACUACCAGCAAUUCUUUGAGAUGGUUGAUGACAAUUUAUAUACCUACUGGACAAGUAGAAAUGGCAUAAUAGGGGUAACAAGGAGAGACAUGAAGAUUAUCAUCCAAGAGGAAGAUUUGGAUAUUAGUGUGAUCAAGGCUUACACUGAAAUAUUACAGAAUGAACUGAAAGAAAAGAAGACUCAAAUUGGAUUGCUGGACAUUGAAGCAGCGUACUACGCUAUUCAACAUGAAAAGAAACUGGCAGACUUCAAGAAAGAAGGAAAGAGCCUUUUGAAAGACGACUUCAAAGGCCAUGAGAUUGAAAUAGAGUUAUUUCUAAUUGAACAACUGUGGAGUAACUUCAGCUACCCCAAGGUGCUCAUCCCGAUCCACCAUUGCUACAGCCAGCACUACACACUGCUUAUCAUCGACAAUGAGAAAAAACGCUUUGUUCACAUGAACUCUAUGCUGCCUCCAAAGAAGGAAUGGACAAAAGAUAAUCACCACUACACCAACGCAAACUGGGUGGUAAAGCACAUAAGGAGGUUCAUCCGUGAUGUGAACAUGACAGCCAGAAAAUUUGACACUGACAGCCAGGAUCAAGACAACACAAGAGAAAAGUGUAAAGGUGAGGACGCUCAAGGAGAACUUAUCACUGAGGUUGAAGAAAUGACCGAAAGAGAGAAAGAGGUCAGAAGGUGGAUCUUGGAUAAUCAUAUAGGUGAACAGGACUACGAGCUUGUAGAAGACUUCAACUGCCCUCAGCAGAAAACCUCAUUGGGGGACUGUGGGCCUUUUAUGCUCUAUUUCAUGGAAAGCAUAGUUCACGGAGUGCCACCGAACAAGAAGAAAGCCGAUGACAUGAGGAAAACAAUUCUUGAGAGGUUUGCAAUGGAGGAAUGUCGUUGGAGUGUUGAAAGAUAA